Messenger RNA from Drosophila willistoni, 1480 nucleotides. RefSeq lists its product as uncharacterized. Lineage: Eukaryota; Metazoa; Arthropoda; Insecta; Diptera; Drosophilidae. Bases 70 to 1392 code for a protein of 440 amino acids. Gene Ontology annotation, molecular function: protein binding. The transcript has 3 exons. The record is from RefSeq and is a predicted model, not a curated record.
AAUAUAGUGUCAAUCAGAAAUCAGAAACUUUCUAAGAAUUCCCAGAAAAUACUCUGAAAUUAUAACAAAAUGGAUGAGCUAAUGAAACGAAAUCCUCAAAAAAAUCCAACCCAACGUGAACUCACUUGUAGUGUGCAUUUCACCAACCCCAAACACAAAUCCGAUGCAUCAUCCUCUUCCGAAGAGGAAGUUGGUUCCGUUACCCGUUUAGUCUCCAAUCCAGAGGAUUUGGAACUCGAACAUAUAUUCAAAAAGUCACCCAAGCCGGAGGAUCUAUUGGUCAAGUGUACGAAUCGUUCGCUUCUUGAAUUUGGACACAAUUUCGAGAAUGUCCCCAACUGGUUGGAUAUUAAGCAACCCGGAAAGGAUCCUUUAUCGGCGGUUCUUCGUUAUAUGAUCGAAACGCAUAUGAAGACCACCGUACAGAUUGAAAUCAAUAAAAUGUACUUCAAUUGCCAUUUAUCUGUCCUGCAAGUAUAUUCGAAGUUCUUUAUGGAUCUAAAUGAUUUGCCUUUGGUAGUGAGUUUACCCGAAGAUCGUGUGUCACAGCGCGCCUUCAUGUUGAUCUACAAAUGGAUGUUGAGCGAUGAACCCCAUUUGGAACGUGAGGACAUUGUGGCCAUCUAUGUGGCAGCAAGCUAUUUAAGGAUCGAAUCGUUGUUGCAACAUUGUUGGCAAUACUUUGAUGAUUGCAAUUGUUUCAAUGAGGACACCGCUUGUGUUCUCUAUGUGGAAACUUUAGGUAUGCCAGCUUUGGAUGUGGUCCGGAAUCUAAUGUUGACCAGAGUUCAGAGAUUUUUUCUCACAUUUGUGGCCACGAGGAAUUUUCUUGAUUUGCCAGUGAAACAUUUGCAUUUUCUACUCGACUCGAAUUCAAUUUGUGUCAAUACGGAAAUCGAGAUUCUUUUUAUUAUUGUUCGUUGGCUGGGUCAUGAUUGGAAUAAACGCUGUGAUCAUGUAACGAAACUUAUUAAAUGCAUUCGCUUCCAAUCGAUGCCCUUGUGGUAUUUGCUUUGCGUUCGUCGCGAAGAGUCCCAUGAACUUGUUUUGCAUCUAUUGAAGUCACCCGAAGUCGAUGGCUUGAUCAAUGAGGCAAUUGCCCAUAUAACAGCCACCAUGUACGAUGAUGGAUCUAGUGCGGAUCAGAUACAAAUAGGUUUUGGUGGCCAACGUCAAUGGAUUAGAGAUAAAUCAUGUGAUUAUCAUCAUCUAAUCGGUUGUCCCAAUACCAGAGAUAUUCGUUACAAGCACUUCGAGAGCUAUUUACUAACCCUGCAACAGCAAUCGACAGACUAUUGGUCCAAAUUGCAAUUGCUCGACUUGAAUGAUACGCAAAAAUGCUGCCAAACGGGUAAAGUUACUCUGAGGGAUAUAUAUCAAAGGGAGGAUUAAUAAUUGAAUUCGAUUUUAUAUACAAAUUUAUAUUUUAUAUAUUCUAAAAAUAAAAUUUGAGAAAUUGUUCAGCAGUCGUAAAGUAGAA